Neoarius graeffei (lesser salmon catfish) is the source of this 8279-nucleotide messenger RNA. RefSeq names its product zinc finger protein 865 (gene znf865). Gene Ontology annotation, molecular function: RNA polymerase II cis-regulatory region sequence-specific DNA binding; DNA-binding transcription factor activity, RNA polymerase II-specific. Gene Ontology annotation, biological process: regulation of transcription by RNA polymerase II. Lineage: Eukaryota; Metazoa; Chordata; Actinopteri; Siluriformes; Ariidae. The transcript is spliced from 4 exons. Bases 1789 to 6324 code for a protein of 1511 amino acids. The record is from RefSeq and is a predicted model, not a curated record.
AUUUGUACUUUCCAUCCUGUAAAGUAAGUAUAUUUUUGCACCACGGUUUAAAAAAAAAAAAAAGCAGCCGGACGCUUUAUCGUGCGACACCGGCCGGAACUGUAUCACUGCCCGGAAACGACCACUCUGUGUGUGAAACGAACAUAAGCGCCUACAGGAAGACGGGGACAUUAAAAAAAAUGACACAGAGGGGAAAAAAAUUUGGUUAAUAAAACUGAUUAAAGCAAAAGAGAGAGCCCUGGGAAGGACGAAUCCGAUUGAGAAGCGGUUCAGCGACCGAAAAUAGGUCGCUGUGGAAAAGCGAUCACUUUGCAUUAUCCAGCUAACCGAGCGGAAAUUGGGUUUGGUUUAACGGGGCGACAACAGAGCUCUCGGGCCAAUGGAGAGGCCUGUGAAACUGUUUUCGACGGGAGGAUGAGGAAAAAUGACCCGCUAACCUGAAAUCGGAAACCGCCUUUGUGUACAUGUACGUUUCGGCGCCUUUUUCUUUUCUCCUUUUUGCAUAGAACUCCUUUCAUGUUGUACUUUCGAGCAGGACGACUUGUUUGUACAUGAUAAGCGUAUGACACACACCAAGUCGGAUGGUUUAAUGGUGCACCGAUGAACGGUGAAACAGAAUACCGUGUUUAUUUAGCUCACGUUAGCUAACUAGCUAGAUGUAUCGAGAGCUCGACUGCAGGCUGGUGAAGUAACCAGUGAGCACACUGCCUCGACACAUUACACAUUCAUAAUCAUUUAACACCGUUAAAUAAUCACUAUAUAAUACUUUUUAAAAUAUUUUUGGACACCCGUGAAUAUUUUGUAGCAGUUGCCAAAUGGCUCGGAGUUGCUUGGAAUUUUGAUAUGCAUAUCGAUAUAUCUAUUUUAAAGUUUCAAUUUGUUAGCAUUUUGAAUAUUUAUAAACUUUGAGGGAUGUGAUUUAUUAUAAAAAUAAUAAUUAAAAAAGCCUUCAGUCCCUCAUUCUGUUCCGAGCUAACAAAACUCUGAGUAACCGGAGUAAGAGCACCGACACUGAACACUUCAGCACAAGUGUGUGUUACAAUUUCCCUUCACUGGAACUGAGGAACCCAAACUUGUUCCAGCAUGACAAUGCCCCUGUGCACCAAGCUCCUUGAAGGUCCAUGGUUUGCCAAGAUUGGGUGGAAGAUCUCGAGGGUUCUGCACAGCGCCCUGACCUCAGCCCCACUGAGCACCUUUGGGAUAAACUGGAAUAUCGACUACACUCCAGAUGUCUUCAUCCAGCAUCAGCACCUGAACACACAUCCCCACAGCCACGCCCUAAAACCUAGUGGAAAGCCUUCCUACAAGAGUGGAGCUGCUUGUAACAGUAAAGAAGGACUAAAUCUGGAAUGCAAGGUUCAACAAGCACAUAUUAGUGUGACGGUCAGGUGUCCACAUACUUUUGGACAUGCAACAUGUCUGUGAACACUGGGCCAAUUAUUUUAUUAUUCAGUAACCAGAGUGUGUGUAGCUGGUGCUCAUGAUCGUCUUGCAGUUAUGGGAAUGAGGUUGCUGACUGCAGACAGAGGUUACUACUGGAUCAUAUCGCUGCAGUGCUCGUGGUCUUCCAACUUGGGACUUCAUCCCAUUCAGUGGACAUUCUGACAUUGCUUCUUUUGCCUUUUCACUGUGAUUUGAACUGAACUGCAAAGACAGUAUUGAAGAAGGAACACACAAAUGGGGACCAUUUCUCUAAAUGCCUGUGAGAUAAAUAAGUAAGAGAACAUUCCCUCACCGCAACAAGGGAACGAGAAGGAACCAGAGGACUGUCCCUCAACAGUGAGGGAAAUGUUCCAGUUUGGAAAGUACCCUAUGGACAUUUUAGAAAUGCUUAGUGGGCACCAGGCUCAUCAGUUCAAAGGCCUAGGGUUUGAACGACAGCUGCAGCACCAACAGCAACUUCAGCACCAGCAACAGUUACAGCAGCAGCAACAACAGGGCGAGGCCUCUGGAGCUCUCCUCUCUGGGCUUGGCCUAAGUUCCCUUCAAGGCUCUAGAAGUAAUGCGUUUUCAGAUUCCUCGUCGAUUUUUGCCAAAAUGAGUGCACCACCUCCACCCAUCCCCCAGCAAACACAGACUUCUUCAUCACAGAGCUCUCGCAAAUCUAGUAAGAUGAGCACCACUGGCAGUUCAACUUCUGGAUACCCACAAUUUUUGCGUCCUUUUCACCCUGCAGAAGCUGCUCUAGCACAGGAGCAACUUCACUCGGGGAUGGGACGGUUUGAUUUUGCAGGAGGCAGUAGUACUGGUGGUUCUGGAGUGAUUGGAGGAGUUGUAACAUCUGCUCCCCCACCACCCCCACCCCCACCCCUGCACCCAGGUCUCUCCGUGCCUCAACCAUCACCUGGACCAUCUUCUUCAUCACCUUCUCCCUCCAGUUCAACCACCACCUCCAAUAACCCUGCUACCAGCAGCAGUACAGUUGCUGGACUGGUUGGGGCUCAGACUGAGGCACGUAGUUUACACCAGCAAUUUAGUUGCAUGCUUGCAGCCAACCAAUACUUCCUUUCUGGAAUGCCUACCAAUGCUAGCCUUGAGCAGUUCCUAGUUCAGCAGGGUCCCCAUAAUCAUCUUGGUCUUACAGACUCAAACACAGGUCUAGCUCCUCCCCCAGCACUUCACCCCUCUCACUCACAUGGCCACGCAGCCCCUCAGCCUCAGCAGCAACAACAGCAGCUACCACCACAUGCAUUGUCACACCCUCACAGCCAUGCCCACCCACAUCACCCUCUUCACCCUGCCCCUCAGCCAUCACCAAUUAGUGGAUUUGAUUUUCAAGGCAUCCCUGUUCUUUCUUCUAAUCAGCUAGCUUCCUUAAUGCAACAGGAAGCUGGACUUCCUCUUCCACUUCCACUUCAUCUCUCUGCCCCAAAGGAUGAUGGGAAAGGGGAUGGUACGCCUGUGGCUGGAGGAAGCGGAGGUAGUGGCAGCAGAAGAAAGAAAGCAAUGGCUGGAUACUUGCCCCAGAGGAAAUCUGAUGGCAGUAGUGGCAGUAGUAGCAGUACUAAUUGCCAUACCAACUCUGGGGCACAUGGCCAUAAUGGGUCUUCUGGCCUUGUUGGAGGAGGUGCAGGGGUUGGCUUGAGAGGUCUUAGUAGUGACCCCUCCUCAAUCCUCUCCUCUUCAACACCAUCCUCCUCCUCUUCUUCGACUGUCUCUUCCUCUGCCCCCUCCUCAAAUUCUGCCUCUGUGUUGGUAACAAAUGUUUCACAGAUACCCAAAUCUGAUAAUCAAUCUGCAAUGACUCCCACUGUUACUCAGCCUGAGCCUUAUCACUGUGGACAGUGCGGCAAAUCAUUCACACAUCUUCCUAGUCUCCGUAGACACAUACGUAGCCAUGAAGAAGGGGUUAAUGGUCGCAAUAGCAGUGUCAACACAACUUCAAAUACGGUCCAUCAACAUCAGUCAGAUACAAGUCUCCCUCACUCAACACAAGAUGGCAUAUCUCAGCAAAAUGCCCAUCAUCAACAUGAACCAAGUCAGUCCAAUCCAGACCCUUCCUCUUCAUGCCCAAGUCCAGAUAAGACAUAUUGUUGCAGUGAAUGUGGGAAAGGUUUCAAGAAAAGAGGACAUCUCCUUCAGCAUGGUGUUAUACAUUCUGGGGCACGACCAUAUGCUUGUUCUACCUGUGAGAGAUCUUUUAACCGGCGUGAAUCUCUUACUCGACAUGAGAAGAUUCAUGAGGAUAAGCCUUACCGCUGUCCAGCUUGUGAUCGCUGCUUUAGAGAGAGUACCUCUUUGCUUAACCAUGCUGCCUCUGGCUCAUGUGGCAAACCAGGUAGGGGAUCAAGUUCGAGAAGCAGUGAUGGCAGUUCAGUGAGUUCCGAAGACAAGGUUGAAGGUAGUGAAUACCAAGGUGCACAAAUAGGAAAUGAAAAAGAAUUGUGUUAUCCGAAAGUUGAGGGAGGUACAACAGAGAUGUCCUGUGAUGGCCUGUAUCCACAAGGGAGAGGAGGGAAUCCAAAUACUGGUGAUAAACCAGAAGGCAAAUAUAAUUCAGCAUAUUCAAGAGAUCCCUACCAAACAUCCUAUAGAGUUGAUGAUUAUCGUCGCCCACAGAAUACCCUGACCUCAUACUCUGGAGAUGGCUCUUGUACUAACAACAUGUCAGGCCCUGCCCUCAGGAAAGCCCCCCUAGCUCCAACACUUCACCCACACCCUCCAAAUCAGCAACAGCAUCACCAUCACCAACCACAUCUUCCCCUUUCCUCUCUUCUAGACGACUCAGAAGAUGAGGUUACUAGCAGUGCCAUGUCUGCGAUAGCUGCCGCUGCUGCUGCCUCUGUCUUGCCUGAAAUCAACAGCAGUGGGGGAAGAGAGGAACGAAGAGAUAUAAUUGGAGGUUUAUUGGGGGGUCUUGGCUUUGCGUCUUUGGGUGGCCCAUCUUCUACAUCUGCAGGAAAUGGAGGAAAUGACGAGUGUUUGAAUGGAUCCAUGAUGCCUUUGUCUCAUCCUGCCCAGCAGCAGCCUAAUUCACAAAAUGUCACCUCUAAUGCCAAACCGAAGCGGCCAAGGAAGCCUAGACAAAAGAGGGAACCUAGGCCUGGUGGUAUCCCUGGAGAGGGUGUUAAGCGUAGGCGGAAUAACCAGAAUGGGGCUCGAGGGGAUGGAACAGAAAGGCCUUAUUUAUGCACUGUUUGUGGGCGUGGCUUUGGCAGACGCGAGACCCUCCGAAGGCAUGAACGUGUUCAUACAGGAGAAAAGCCAUUCCAUUGUGACGUUUGUGGCAAAGAUUUUCGAGAACCUUUCCAUCUCACUAAACAUCAGACUGUUCAUUCAGGGGAGAAGAAUUACAAAUGCUCCCUUUGUGGAAAAGAUUUUGGGUAUGCCCAAAGUCUGAAAAGACAUGAAAAGCUGCACCUCAGAGGGGAUUUCAAGCCAAGACGGAGUAAAACCAAGUCUUUGGCAAAUCAAGGAGGAACAGUUCAAGAUAGCAGUCAAGCAGCCCCUGGAUCAUAUUACCCUUUUUCUCAAAAUAAAGCUCAAGCAUCCAAUGCUAGCACAUCCAACCAACCCCCUCCUAAGCUUUAUACGUGUGAAAUUUGCUGGAAGUCAUUUCGCCAUCACUUCCAUUUGACUGCUCAUCACCAAGCCAUUCAUGAACAUGGUGGGGAGAAACUGUUUUCAUGCGAGGUGUGUGGAAAAGCCUUUGCUUACUCCAACAGUCUGACGAGACAUCGCUUAUCUCAGCAUGGUUUAGCACGUGCUGGACCAACCACCCAGCCAACAGGAAGUGGAUCUAGUGGAAAUGCAUCAUCCUUAACAGAAAGUGAGGCUGCCACUAAUGUUCUUCUUAGUCUGGCUCCAGACAAUGCAAGUCAUGGUGUACAGCAGGCACAUUCAACCAUUGCUCAUACACAGCAUCUUCACUCUCAACCUGCUGGCUAUUCCCCCCUCUUCUAUACACCAGAGUCAGGUCCACAUAGUUCGAAUACCAAUGCCCCUUCACACCCUCAACACCCUCAGUACUCACACUCCACUAUAGGGACCCUUUCCCAUCAGCCUGUAAGUGCGAAGGGACAACAGAUUUAUCAAGGGAUUACAGGAAACCCCAUUCAUUCUGCUCCCCCUCAUAUCCACAUUUCAUCCUCUCCACUCCAUAUUUCUCAGUACCACCACCAGCCACACUCUUUUCAAAUGCAGCCCCAGCAUCUGCAUCAUCAACUUUUACAGGCGCAUGGAGAUGUUGCCCAGAAAAAUAAAAAAAAAAAGAAAAAAUAUAGAUUCUUUGGUGGGGGACAGCUGAUUGGUGGAUUCAGUCAAUUUGAGAGUGCAAGAUGGCAUAGAUUUUUGUGGAGAAAGAAAAGAAGGCUUCAGCAGCAGCUUAAAAGGAAAAGGUGGAUAGCCCAGUUAAAGUGGGUCAAGUAUACUGGAGGAAUUGGGAUUAAUUUAGGGAUUGGUACGUGGCGUGUAGGUCAGCUGAAAUUGAGAGGUUUGAGGUCUUUGAUGGUUCCCUUAAGGUUCUUUACAUGCCCCAUCUGUCCUUCCACCACCUUUACACGCCGAAUAACCCAUUCAGUUCACCGUGUGAUAAGGCACCCCCCAAGGAAACAUGGCUGUCGGGCUCGCCUGCGGUGUAUAGUUUGUGGUAAGCGUUCUCGAAGGCUCCUCUCAGCUCUUCGCCAUCGGGCUCGGCACCUUUCCCAAGGAUCUUUCUCUUGCCCCCAAUGCCCCUCACGGUUUUGGAAUGCUGCCCUACUACAGAGGCACAAAUUUGCUUGUAGACGUGUUGGUAGAGGACGAAAAACACCAAAGGGGACUUAUUCUCAGAAAGGAGAGUAUUAUAUGGAAAGGUCAGGUGGCAUUGCAGAGUACAGGCACUAAGUAUUUUUCACUCUGAAGAAAGUAUGACCGUAAAAACUGAUGAGUUUUAAAAACCUAGAGACCCCUAAUGCACAGUGGAAGUUCUGCUUUGAAUCCACUACAUAUUUACAGUCACAGACGCACUCAUUAUAUAGAUGGUCUCUGGUUCAAGCCAAGGGAGUGCCUCCAAUAACAACAUGAACAUUUUAAGCCUGUAUCUAAACAAGAAAAGACAAAACACACAUCCAUUAAGGACAUGGAUCUGAAACAUGGUUUCUCCAAAGGGGAAGAAUAUUUUAGAUUAUGGGACUAUUUGGUAGCACCUUUUGUUGUUAUAGUAGCAUCUCUAUCCUUUAAAACACAUUCAUUACGUAUUUUCGUAACUUUUUUUUUGUGCUGCGAUAAUGAAUGCAAACCAGUAAGAGUGAACUAAUCUUAACGGUAACAUAUUUUUCUCUAAGUGACUUUCCCCUUAUUACUUAAAAUUUUGGACAGUAUAGUCUUUUAUUUUGAAAUAUAUGUAACUUUCUGUUUCUUGUGGCCUACCCCCAGUAGUCUUGUGUUUUAUAGAAAUGCUUGUCCUGGGACUAAUGUUGCUGUUUGAGAUGUUGUUGAACAUUGUUUAUUCUCUAAGGACAAAUGUACUAAGACACUUAGGUUUUCAACCCUUAACAUUGAAAACUAAUUCUCAUUCUUGCCUCAAAACUUUCAAAUCAUGUGAAAAUUGUUGCAUAACUGAUGGGGUGGGGGCACCAUAGCUCAAUAGAUGCCAUGUUCCAUGAAUUUAAUGUCACCUGUUUUUUAAGAAAUAUGUAAUUUUGUAGGUAUUUCUAUGACAAGUGUUAUAUCUUUGGUUGUGAUGAUGGAUUGGCGUGAGUAAGAGUGGAGAACCCAGUCCGUACUGUAAAAUGCGUAUUAUAUUUUAUGUAUCAAUUGUUUUUGUUGCUUUUUUUUUAUUCUUCAGAGUGCAAGUUUUUUAAUCAUUUGUACUAUUUGUGGUUGGGCGUGUGUAUGUUUUAAGAUGAGGGGAAUAUAUGUAACAAUGUGUUUUUUUUUUUUUUUCCUUUUUAUCCUCCCUCCCCCACCCUCCCCCAUUGUCUAAUCUAAACAAGUAUAGCACAGGUCCCCAACACUAUUGUAUACAUUUCAAUACUUUGCUUAGCUCCUCUGUCCCAGUGUAAUCUCAGUAAACUAAAAUAUGGCAUAUAAAUACUAAACUAUUGUUUUUUUUCUUCCUGUUUUCUGCAACAGCAAAAAGUAGUAAACCACAAUUAAAAAAAAAAAAAAAGCAAACAAAAAAACCUGAAAGUCACCGAAGAUGGUUUGAUAUUAUUUGGAAGAACAAAUAAUCUCUCAUCAAAUAAGCUCAGCUCUUUAAGCUUGGCCUCAUGACGAAGAAAGGCCUGGCGUUAAGGGCAUGUAGAUGGUAUUGAUGACAAAAGGCUCAAAAAUGGACCAGGUGGCAUGCACCUGGCACUUGCAGUGCUGCCUUGCCUUUCUGGAGCUGUUUCCCCACUCACAUGUUCUGGCACAUGCCCUCUGCAGUGCCAUACGCCAUUAGAGACGGGGAGGAGAAUGCCUGCAGGGUUGCCGUGGCAGAGGCACACAGCCGUCUGUUCUUUGAGUUUCUCGCUUUCUGCAACCUAGUGCAAUGAGUUCAACGCUGUUUUGGAUUUUAUUCUCCCGUAAAGGGUCUGAACUCAUUUGGAGUUACUGAUAGUAAAUCAGUCAUAACUGAUGUGAAAGGUACAGAACGUUUUAGAAUGAUUGUUUUUUUUUUUUUUUGAAGUUAUACCAGGCUUUUUAAAAAAGGUUAUACAUAUCUUACGAUGCAGUGCACAAGAAGUUCACUAGAUGGUGGUAAAAGACCCAGAUGUGAUCACUUCAUGGUGCCUUCCUGAUGAGUGUUUUGCAGGGUGGGGAAAAAAAAGCCUUGAACACAGCAGUAUGUUUUGAAAUUAAAUUGUAUAAUGGAA